AUGGAGAGUCCAAGGGUAUUGGAGCCCUUCCAGCCAUCAGAGCCCGACACGUGGGAAGACUACGUCGAACGCUUCGAGUUCUUCGCAGAGGCUCAAGGGAUCACCGAUGCCAGCAAAAGAAGGGCCACAUUCCUGAGCUACUGUGGGCCUGAGACCUUCAAGCUGGCCAAGGCAUUGCUUGCUCCAGCGAAGCUAAGUGAGACAUCUCUCAAAGAUAUUCUUGCCUGCCUAACAAGCCACUUGGCGCCUACUGAGACCAAGAUGGCUCGGCGGAUGGAGUUUCAUAAGAGGCAGCAGCAUGCUGGGGAGUCUGUAUCUGCAUUUCUGGCUGAACUGCGGAAGCUCGCUCAGCACUGCGACUUCCAAAAUCUGGAAGAGACUCUCCUGGAUCGGUUUAUCGGUGGUCUGAGCAGCAAGAAGGCCAGAAGACGCAUCGUGGCUAAAGAAGAGGUUACCCUUGCUUCAGCCUUGAAGGAGGCCACCGCCACGGAGAAUUAUGAAAGAGAGGAGCUUGAUGCCAGUCGCAAGGCCCCUAAGCCACAGAUAGAAGUUGCGCAUGCCAUGGACGAGCUAGAGGCUACUCCGAGCCAGAGCCCAGUCCGUGGGGUCGAGUCAGUGAGUCAGGCCUGCACAGUGCACAAAGAUCACCGAGGCAGGUGCCCAGGUUGUGGCGGAAACCAUGAGCGGAAGAGUUGUCGUUUCCGGGAUGCUAUGUGCCGGACGUGCGGGAAGACAGGUCACAUCGCCAGGGUCUGUAGAUCGGCGGCGUUGGGAGCGACAGGAGCACCUAGACCGGAGCAUCGCAGACCGCCCGCAGCAACCCAUUUUCUAAAGGACUGCCACUACGUUACGGAGAUCAACGGGAGGGUCGUGCAGUUCCCAGCACAAGGCAAGGCACACGUCAAGGUGAAGAUUGAGGGUCAGCAGUGCGACAUGGAGGUGGACUCCGGAUCUGGAUUCACUAUCGUGUCGGACCAGACCGCGAGGACAUUCUUCCCCAGGGGUAAGUUGCCCCCUCUGGAACCCUUCCCGGCAACCUUGCAGUCAUACUCAGCGGGCCGCAUCCAUGUUAUGGGAAUGUGUGCCGUGAGAGUACAGUUCCGGGACAAACAGGCUGUACUCAAACUGGUGAUUGCGAAGGGCAGUCGCCCCAGUCUCCUGGGCACUGACUGGUUCCCCGCCCUGGGACUGAGUAUAUCAGGGCUUAAUUCAAUCCAAACCUGCCCUGAGAUGAGCGAGGCAUUAUGCAAAGAAUUUGCUGGUCUCUUUAAUGGAAAACUGGGUUGUUAUAAAGGGCCCCCAGUUGACUUCGAGUUGGACCCUGGGGUGGCCCCAAUCCGACUCAAACCAAGGCGAGUGCCAUUUGCACUGCAACCCAAGAUCGAAGCAGAGCUGGAUAAAUUGGUCAAGCAGGGAGUUCUCUCACCCGUGGACUCUGCUAAGUGGGAGACUCCAAUCGUCACGCCCCUUAAAGCAAAUGGGGAAGUCAGGAUCUGUGCAGAUUACAAAUGUACUAUCAAUAAGGCACUCAGGGGAACUCAUACCCCAUUCCAGUCGUAUCACAUCUGUUGGCUAAACUGGCUGGGGGCAAGGUGUUCGCCAAAAUUGACCUGGCACAAGCUUACCAACAGCUGCCAGUAACCCCACAAUCAGCGGAAGCACAGACUAUUGUCACACAUAAAGGGGCGUUCAGAGUUAACAGAUUACAAUUUGGAGUUUGUGUGGCCCCAGGGAUUUUUCAAGGGCUCAUGGAACACCUGUUAAGAGGUCUGCCGGGGGUCUUGCCAUUUUUGUGAUGACGUUUUGAUUGCUGGAAAAGACCCACAGGAACUGGUUGCGCGUGUUCGUGCAGUGUUGCUCAAGUUCAAGGAGGUGGGGUUGCAACUGAAAAAGGAAAAAUGCAGUUUUGGGGUGCCAACUGUGGAUUUCUUGGGGUUUAAAAUUGAUGCAUCAGGCAUCCACCCCACAGAUGCUAAGAUUAAGGCCAUCAUCGAGGCGCCACGACCACAGAACAAGACGGAGUUGCAGUCAUUCCUGGGACUUAUUAACUUUUAUCAUUCGUUCUUACCCCAGAAAGCUUCGGUAGCUGAACCAUUACAUAGACUGUUGCAGAAAAAGACUGUGUGGCGAUGGGGGCAGGGGCAGCAGAAGGCUUUUGACUCCUUGCGAGGAAUGCUGAGUAGCAGGAGUGUCCUUGCUCAUUAUGACGAGUCAAAGCCUCUGGUCCUGGCAUGUGAUGCCUCUCAAUACGGCCUGGGGCGGUGCUAAGUCAUAGGGAACCGGAUGGGUCGGAAAAGCCCAUCUCUUUCUAUUCCCGGACGUUGGCGACCACCGAGCGCAACUAAGCUCAAAUGGACAAAGAGGCGAUUGCAAUUGUGGCAGGAAUCAAAAGUUCCAUGAUUAUGUGUACGGUCGCCAUUUCUACAUUGAAACGGACCACAAGCCACUGUUAGGGUUGUUCAACCCGAACAAACAAACGCCACAAAUUCUCUCCCCCAGAAUGUUACGUUGGUCUAUAUUCCUGAACGGGUUCCAGUACACCUUGACCCAUGUGCCGGGAAACGGUUGUGCCACGCGGAUGCGCUGAGUCGAUUGCCCCUUCCUGGCGGGAGCACUGAGGAUCCUGCUCCAGCGGAGCACAUAAUGAUGCUGGAAACACUUCCGGAGGCUCCUGUAACGGCUACUGAUAUAGCUGAGAAAACGAGGAAAGAUGCUGUUCUCUCCCGUGUGCUCACUUGGGUGGGGAGGGGGUGGCCAGGUGGUCCGCAUGAAGACAAAUUCAGGCCUUAUGCGACUAGGCAGCACGAGUUGUCCAUGCAUAAGGGUUGUCUCCUGUGGGGAGAUAGGGUGAUCAUCCCAGCACCACUGAGAAACAGGGUUCUUGAGACGCUUCACAUGGGACACCCGGGAAUGGUCAGGAUGAAGUCGCUAGCCCGAUGUUAUGUGUGGUGGCCUGGAAUGGACCAGAACAUAGAACAAUGGGUACGAACAUGCAAGGCAUGCCAAGAGGUGCGGCCAGAAGUGGCCAGAGCACCAGUCCACUGGUGGGAGCAGUCCAGAUCUCCCUGGAGCCGGCUGCACUUAGAUUUUGCUGGGCCAUUCCAAGGAAAGGUCUUUUUGGUUAUCGUUGAUGCAUAUUCCAAAUGGUUAGAAGUGGCGAUGGUCCCUAGCAUGGCAUCAGCUGCCGUCAUCAAGGUGUUGAGGCAGCUGUUUGCAACCCACGGGUUACCUGAGACCAUUGUAUCAGAUAAUGGGGCAGCUUUUGUAUCCCAAGAAUUCAGGGCAUUCUUGGCUGAUAACUUCAUAAGAGGGGUCACAUCCGCGCCCUUUCACCCAUCCUCCAAUGGGCAGGCUGAGCGCAUGGUAAGAACAGCCAAAGAAUCCAUUGCGCGCUUAAUGGAGGGUAACUGGUCAGCUCGCAUCGCGCGAAUGUUAUUUUUGCAGCAUGCGACGCCGUGUACCGCAACGGGCAAGUCGCCAGCUGAGCUGCUCUUGGGUAGGAGACUGGUAACGGUGCUGGAUUAUGUCCACCCGGAUAAAAUGCCAAACCAUAAUUCAAGAGCAACCCCCCAGGCUGAGACUGACACAACAAGGUAUCUCGCCCCUGAAGAUCUGGUCUGGGUGAGGAACUAUUCACGAGGUUCGCGGUGGGUGGCUGGUGUGGUCACCCGGGCUAGUGGACCUGUGUCCUAUUAUGUGACCUUGGCAAAUGGGCAAGUGUGGAAGAGACAUAUAGAUCAGCUGAGGCGCCGGGCGCUCAGCAGGGAGGAGCCAGAUAAUUCAUCCCUGGCUAACGACGCAGAGCUGCAAGACCAGAGUGAAAAUGGCCCAGAGGUGCAAUCACCAGGGGCUUUAACAAAUGAACCAGGGUCUGCUAGUCCUCACGAUGACGAGGUACAGAUAGGGGACCCUGAGAUGUCGGGGACUCCAUCUGUUCCUGACGAAACCCCUAGAGCAGCCCCUCUACCACAGGUAACACCCAAUCCAGAACCUGCAACACCUGUUGUCAGGAGAUCAAGUAGAAGUUGUAGGCCCCCCACAGUACCUGAGAGAUUACGUCUGCUGUGCUCACUAGGGGGGAAGGGGUGUUGUGUAUUGAGUCAAAGGAUUUUAUAUCUGUAUUAUUAUUGUCUGUAUUUGCAUUAGGGUAAAGUAACUGCCUUUUGGUUCCAGAGGGUACAGCUACUAUUGGUUCAUUUAAGCUGCUGUAUUUGGAUCCUCUGUCUUAUUGGUUCCCUCCAAAAGGCAGGACUGUGAUUGCCUGAUAUUGUUCCCUCCAAAAUGUAUCCUUUCUUGCUAGUUCCCUGUCCCUAUAAAUGUAGCUUUCCUCUCCCCAGUCUUUAGUCUUGUUGCUUUAAUAAAGAAGUGUUACUAGAGAACUGUCUCCAGCAUGUUAUAUCAGGAGAGCUGAAAUCACAAACCCCACGUCACAACAACACAGUGGUACCUCGGUUUACAAACUUAAGCUUUUCCAGAACAGGUACCACUGUAGUAAUAAUAAUAAUUUUUUGUAAUGGCUUGGCUCUCCCACAGAAGCAAGACACCGGCAGUAAUUAUCUCAGGUUUAUUGCUCAAACACAUAAAUCACUCCGGAGCUCCUUCACUCCGUGUCUGACUUCAAGUUUGCAGUUGCCAAGUCUAAACUCCGCCCCUUCCUCUUCUUCCAAGAGGGGAAUAAACCCUUUUGCUUCCGCUCUUUCCCCCUCCUCUCACUGACCUUUUCGCGCCUUUGAGUUUUUGGGCUAGCUAUUCCUGGCCUCUCUCCUUUUGUCUCUGAGCUAAGAUUGGUAUUUUGUGGAUCUUUGCUAUCUGCUGCCUUCUCUCUGUUCUCUGAAGCUCUGCCGUCUUGCCUCAGCAGUACGGACCUGAUGCGCCACUCUUACCCUGCGCCUUGUUACGGUAAAAUCUGGGUGCGGGGUUACUCUGCCACCCAGCUCGUCGGACUGAGUCCGCGGGUCCCUGCGGAAGAAAAUGAGCUCAGCCGGAGACGGGAGCAAGUUCCAGGAGAUCCAAGUUUAUUGCGCAACAGGUUCAAGACGAGAUUGAACCGCGAGAAAGGGGUGACAUGAACUUUUGAAAUUUCCCUCCAUGUCCCAGAAUACAGUGCAAAAUACAUCCCAGUUACAUCAUGAAUACAUUAAGAAGAGGUUGGGUUACACAGAUUACAUCACGAAUACAUUAGGAAGAGGUUGGGUUACACCGGAUUAACAUAUGGAGGAGGGAGGGGGGAAUAUGCAGAGCUGGAGAUAUGCGCAGAUAAGCACAUCCUGAGAAGACAAUGGUCCAUGUAUGCAUAGUCUGUCACCUGGCAUCGCCCGGAGGAACAGGAUUAGGGUCUUGACACCUUGCUUGAGGGAUUAUGGAGGACAGGGGAGGUGUCAUGGAGUCCUAGAGAAAUUGAGCAAAUUGGCACGUUGAUUUUCUAUGAAUUUUAUAGAUUUUAGUCCCUUUUGACAUUGACAACUGGAAAUAAAUGGAUAUAUUGUAGCGAAGAAGGUGGUGAAGAAGACAUGCCCCCCCCCUUCCGUAUCAGCCUUCUAUUCCCGCCAGCUCCUUCCAGCGGAGCGUAACUAUACUGUAUGGGAGUGGGAACUACUGGCCAUCAAGGUGGCCUUUGAGGUCUGGCGCCACCAUCUUGAGGGGGCACGACUCCCGGUGGAGGUGAGAACCGACCACCGGAACCUGGAGUACCUCCAGACCACCCGCAAGCUGAACCAAAGGCAGAUCCGGUGGGCGUUGUUCUUUUCCCGGUUCCAGUUCCGGAUCCGCUACAUCCCUAGCUCCCAAAACCAGAAGGCGGAUGCCCUGUCCCGGAAACCUGAAGACAACGCAGACUCGGUACAGCAAGCAGUACCCACCACGAUCCUACCACCGGCUGCAUUCCUGGCCACCCAGGAGGCUGAGCCACUGCAGGCUCGGGUGCGGAAACAGCAGCGGGUCGACGCUUGGGCCCAGGAACGACUCUGGGAACUGGCCGAAGGGUCAUGCCCUCAGUAUCCGGGGCUGGUCUUGCACCAGGGCCUUCUGUUGCACCACGGUCGCCUGUGCAUCCCGUGGGGAUGUGGAAAAUUUGGCCACAAAAAAUUUUAUUGUAGAGCUGGAGGGGGAAAGUCUGUCAAUAUUAGCCCUCCAAAAAAAAAAACCAUAUUGUAUCAAAGCAGUUGAGGAGAGCCAAGCUAGUCAGGAUAGGCCGAAGCCUGCUGAAGUGGUGGAGGCUAAAGUGGCACAUUGCUAUGCCAUUAAACAAGACAAUCUUUUUUUGAAAAACGCUGGGGAAAUUAUUUGGAUUGAAGGGAGGAGAUUUCUAGGGUUAAAAGAUACAGGCUCACAAGUCACUAUUGUCCACCCAGAGAUAAUCUGUCCCACCAAAAUAAUUCCAAGGAAAGUUAUGCGAUUAAAAGGAAUUUCAAAGCAGCCUGAGGUAUUACCCGUUGCAGAGAUCCAUGUUAAGUUCCAAGAUUGGUCAGGACAGUGGCAGGUUGCUAUUUCUGAGGAGAUUCCCACCACUGUGCUGAUCGGAUGGGAUCUCUUAGAGCAUGAACAGAGUUCUUUUGUAGUUACUCACUCCAAGGGGGGUCAACAGUCACCUGAUGCUGAGGGGAAUGCUACUGUUGUCAAAGGAGACAGAGCUGAGGAACAGAUCUCUGAGGGGAGAAAUGAAGCCCUGCUGGUUCCUUUUACAAAAAACCAAAAACCUAGUUUUGCCCAAGAACAGAAAGAGGAUGCUGAUUUAAUUAAUUGUUUUGAGGCAGCCCAAACAAAGCAGAAAACCUGGUACGACAAAAAGGCCAGAGUAAGAACUUUUGAACCCAAUAGUGAAGUGUUGCUACUGAGGCCAACCAAAGGAAAUAAAAUGCAACUAGCAUGGAAGGAACCAUACAAAAUCGUGUCCAAAAUGAGUGAUGUAAAUUACAUAAUCCAACAAGGGGAAGAAGGGCGUCAGGUGGUUCGUGUGAACAUGUUAAAGCCUUAUCUUAGACCAGAAGGCUGGACAGUGUAUGCAAUACGUGAAGAUCCAGACGAAGCUGAUAGAACAUGCUGGGAAGGGAGAGGGGAGCAAUUAUGCAAUCUACAAGAAAUUAAGAUAGCUCCUACAUUAACCCUUAAUCAGCAGGUGGAGGUUAAACAGAUCCUACCAGAUUAUAAGGAAAUUUUCAGUAAUACUCCAGGUAGAGCUAAGGGAGUUGUACAUCAUAUCGACACCGGGGAUGCCGAGCCCAUUGCUGUAACCCCCUAUAGGAUAACAGGAGAAUAUGUGGGGAAAGUUAGCAAUGAGGUAAGGGAGAUGUUGAAGGCAGGGAUCAUAACCCCUUCGGAAAGCCCCUGGGUAGCAUCCAAAGUGUUGUUAGACAAACCUGAGGGAUCUAUCAGAUUUUGCCUGGAUUAUAGGAAGCUGAACCAUGUCACUAAAGCAGAUGCAUAUCCAAUGCCACAUUUAGAUGACCUGAUCGAAGCUAUAGGCCAGUGUCAUUACAUCACCUGCCUAGACUUAACAAAGGGAUACUAUCAAGUAAAAAUGGACCCUAGGAACCAGGAGAAAACUGUGUUUAGAAGUCGCUUAGGGCAGUUUGAGUUUAAAGAAUGCGCCAGCCACUUUUCAGCGACUGGUGGACAAAAUCCUGAACGGAUUACGAGGGUUCACAGUUGCUUAUUUAGACGAUAUUGCUGUGUACAGUCCAACUUGGGGUAA
This is a messenger RNA of Podarcis lilfordi (Lilford's wall lizard), 7690 nucleotides long. NCBI's taxonomy places the organism in Eukaryota, Metazoa, Chordata, Lepidosauria, Squamata, Lacertidae. The record is from the annotation of a GenBank genome assembly.